CUCUCUUUCUCUCUUCUAGGGUUUCUCUCUCUCCCUCUCUCACUCACUCAUUGGGUCUCUUUCUCUCCUCUCGUCAACGUCGUCUUGAAGAUGGAUGUGGCGAUUAGUGAUGUACCGGAGAAUCUUGAAUCUGUUGAAGAAAAGAGAGAUGAAGAAAAUGUGGAAGAAUCGCCGGUGAAGAAGAAACCACGUUUUGACGAAGAAGUGAAUAGAGUGGCAGAGAUUGUAUUGGUGUUAUCAGCAUUGCGGAAGAUUCGAGGUGGGAAAACUCCGACGGAAUUGGAGAUUGAGCUAAUGGUUGAAGCUAAAUCGAAAUUGGUUGACAUGUGUCAGGAGUUUACUCCUAAAGAUAUCAUUGGUAUUGAUGCUAUUGGAGCUGUCAUUGAAGAUCUGGGUUUGAAUGGUAAGCUUAAAGAUCAGAGAUUAGGGUUUCGAGCUCCUAAAUUAACCAUCUCUGAGAAGCUGUCUCUUGGGAAGAGAAAGAUGGAGGAAUUGAAAAAAGCCCCAAUAGUAUCUACUACCUAUACAUCUCCAAGUCAUUCAACUCCAGCAGCAAAUAAUGUUUCUAUGGCACAUCAGUGGCCUAAUAGCGAUAUGAAGGCAUCUGCUAGUUCUGUUAAUGCAUCUGGAAGCCAUUUCGUUAGGGAAGCAUCAGGAAUAACACAAGCUAGAAUGGAGAGACCGCAGUUUAAGUCAGAUGUGCAUACCGGUACUUCUCAGGGACCAGCAGUUCCUGCCGGAAAUUACUUUGGGAAUACUACAUCUUGGUCUGCCCAACCUCAUUCCAGUUCCUCCACCAUAUCAUUUGGUACUGCAUCGGAUAGCAAGGUUCCUGUUCAGGGUUCUUCCAGAAUCUCAGAUCCGAGCUUUAGACCAUUUAUGUCUCAAACUCCACCAGGGGCAUUCCCAGGCAUGAAAGGGGUGACUUAUGGUCAAACUUCUUCAUCUUUUGGAAACAACCACCAUGCUGAAAUUGCUAAGUUGAUACAUAAAGUUCUGCAACCGCGAGCUAAACAAAAUCUCUCGUGGAACCCACCUUCAAGAGAAUACAUGAGUAAAGCAUUGACAUGCCAGAUGUGUCAAGGAACUAUCAAUGAAGUAGAAACGGUGCUAAUCUGUGAUGCUUGUGACAAAGGAUAUCACUUGAAAUGUCUACAGGCUCACAAUAUAAAAGGUGUUCCGAAAUCUGAAUGGCAUUGCUCAAGAUGUGUGCAAUUGUACAAUGGCAAGUCUUUUCCUCCUAAAUACGGCCGUGUCAUGAGAAGCGCCACUACAGCAAAAAUGUCUUCUAGUACAGCUGAAGUUCAGAUACCUGCAGAGAAGAGGGUUGGUAAAAUGGAUCAAAAGGUUAGUCAAGAGGCAAUGCCACAUCUUGAGACAGCAAAACCAACUAAGGAUUCAGCUAUGGAACAAACAGUUGAAGCUGAAGAUGGAGCUAUGAAUCCAAUAGUGGAAAAAGCUAUGAGUCAAAUAGUUGAAGCUGAAGAUGCAGCUAUUAAUCAAGCAGUUGAUGCUAACUUAAAAACACAAUUUCCUAUAGGAAACGAUGAUGCUGAGUGUGAUGAUCCUUCAGAACCAGUAUCUCAAUCAGAGACUCUUAAUCCUCCAGAACUAGAGGAAAAAAAAGUUCUGAGCAAAGAUCCUACUGAGAGAUCUGUUUCCGCAAAUAGUCAAGAUAAAAACUCGAAGAUCAUAGAUGAAUCAUCAUUACAAGUGGAGAACUCAGCUUCUCAGACAGAGAACUCACCAACCCAGCCUCCUUUGCAAUCCAACACAGAUCAUUCCCAACCGCAGAACACGACACCAAAUGUCGAAGAGGCUAUACAGAAAAAUGUGACAGAAAAUCCAGAGGAAGACAAAAGCUGUUAAUGUUUCAGACAAAAGUUGCAGGAAUCAGAAUUCACUCUGUCCACAGCAGUCAGUACUCGCACUCUAUUUGGUCCUCAAGUAUAUAUAAAGUAAGUGAUGAUGUCUUUGAUUUAACCUUUUGGGGUAGGUUGAAUUACUAAAUCUUUAUUCUAUGA
This is a messenger RNA of Arabidopsis arenosa, 2024 nucleotides long. The record is from the annotation of a GenBank genome assembly. Lineage: Eukaryota; Viridiplantae; Streptophyta; Magnoliopsida; Brassicales; Brassicaceae.